AUGACGGGUCUGGACCUCGACAAGUGGAUUGAGCAGCUCAUCAACUGCGAGCCGCUGCGGGAGUCGGAGGUCAAGCUCCUGUGCCAAAAGGCCAUGGAGAUUUUGGUGGAGGAGAGCAACGUGCAGCGCGUCGACGCCCCCGUCACGAUAUGCGGCGACAUCCACGGGCAGUUCUACGACCUGGUGGAGCUCUUCAAGGUCGGCGGCGAGUGUCCGGCGACGAACUACGUGUUCAUGGGCGACUUCGUGGACCGCGGGUUCUACUCGGUGGAGUCCUUCCUGCUGCUGCUCUGCCUCAAGGUGCGGUAUCCGGACCGCAUCACGCUGAUCCGGGGCAACCACGAGUCCCGGCAGAUCACCCAGGUGUACGGCUUCUACGACGAGUGUCUGCGGAAGUACGGGAGCGUCAACGUGUGGCGGUACUGCACCGACAUCUUUGACUACCUGUCGCUCUCCGCCCUCGUCGACGACUCCAUCCUCUGCGUGCACGGCGGCCUCUCGCCCGCCAUCAACACCCUCGACCAGGUCAGGGCCAUCGACCGCAAGCAGGAGGUCCCCCACGGGCCGAUGUGCGACCUGCUGUGGAGCGACCCCGAGGACCUGGAGGGGUGGGGUCUGUCGCCGCGCGGGGCGGGGUACCUGUUCGGCGGGGACGUGUGCUCGACGUUCAACCACACGAACAAGAUCAACGUGAUCGCGAGGGCGCACCAGCUGGUGAUGGAGGGCUACAAGUGGAUGUUCAACGAGCAGCUGGUGACUGUGUGGUCGGCGCCAAAUUACUGCUACCGCUGCGGCAACGUCGCCGCCAUCCUCGAGCUGGACGAGCACCUCUCCAAGGCCUUCAAGGUGUUCGACGCAGCCCCACAGGACGUCCUCGGGACUGCGCCGAACCGGAAGACCACCCCGGACUAUUUCCGUACGUGCCCGCGCCGUCCACGCGCUGGUGCCGCGCCGUCACACGUGCCCCCGUGCGUGUGCUGCACGCACGCGCGCCCGCGCCCGCGCCCGUGCCCGUGCCCUCGCUCGCUCACCGUCACCCUCGCCGCCGCUCGAUGCCUCGCAGUUUGA
Messenger RNA from Pedinophyceae sp. YPF-701, 1068 nucleotides. The record is from the annotation of a GenBank genome assembly. NCBI's taxonomy places the organism in Eukaryota, Viridiplantae, Chlorophyta, Pedinophyceae.